Prorocentrum cordatum is the source of this 2755-nucleotide messenger RNA. Lineage: Eukaryota; Dinophyceae; Prorocentrales; Prorocentraceae. The record is from the annotation of a GenBank genome assembly.
CUCCGCUGGGCCUCCCAGGAGCCCGCGAAAGUGGCGACAGCGACAGUUGCACAGAUCGUUCCGUAGCCAUUUUGGCUCAAGCCGCUUUGUUUUGAGGGAGGACUCCGAACUGGCCCCGCGCGCCGGCACAGCAACAGAACUCACCUCUCAGAACAGCAGGACACCAGCAUGCUCAGCCCUCGUGCCAUGGUCCGAGACGGCGAGGCGAGUCUCGCCGAGCCCAGGAAGGGCGGGGCCGCGAGCCCCGCCUCGGCCCCCACGCGGUGCCCGUCCGCGGAGCUGCUCGACUUCGGCGGCGCCACGGGCGCCGACGCGCGCGAGGGGAGCCGGGGCGCCCCCGUGCUGCCGGAGGGCGGCGAGGAGCCGGUGCUCCUCGAGCAGGCGCUCCUGCCGGCACCGCAGAUCCUGCCCGCACCGCAGACCACCAGGAGUAUGCCUGCGGCGCCGGCGCCGAGAGCUGCCCCCGUGAGGCGCCUUCGCUCCGAGUCGUAUUGGGAGCAGCAGAGGGCCGCGGCUGCCCUGCAGCCGAGGUGCUCGCCCUGGGAGGUGGGCGUGAGGGAGCGGCGCCUGGUUGCCGAGGAAGGCUGCCUCGAGCCGGCGGCGGCCGCGGCGCCGGCGGCGGGAAGCGCUGCAGGCAUCCCCAGGGGCUGGGCUGGCGCCGCCGCCAGGGAGCUGCGCCGUGGGGCGCACGGGCCCGCGGCGCCGGCAGCCCCGCCGGCCAUGCCGCCGAGGUCGCCUUCGGCAGCACGCCUGACCGCUCUGAGGUCGCAUGGCCGGUCGUACCACCCAGCCUGAAUCCGCCAGACGUGGGUCUGAGGAGUGCCUUGCUAUGUUGCCAGCGCUUGCCCGCGUCCAGGGCGGCCGUGCAGUGCCAGAGCAGAGCGCUGUGGAGCAGUGUACUCAUUUUAUCUCAAAGGUCAUGGUGGAGCUGUGGCGCCGUCUUCUGGUACGUUUCGUUCUCAGAUGGAAGUAGUUAUUUCAUCUAGUACGGACCCCGUCAUGCUGCACUUUCGCUCGUGUUGCACAGGCGGGCUCGAUCGGCUGCGAUUGUUCAGUGGGAUGGAGUUUCGGGUCCCACGUCGUCGCGUCAUCGUGGUACUCUGUUUCAGCACUUUUUUUUGUUCGGGGGCUGCGCGCGCUUAUUUUCGUUGCGAUUGCCUGGCGUCGUCGCGUUUCUGAGUUGCGGUUGGACGGCGCGGGAAAAUGCUGUAGUGCACAGCGCAUCUCCAGCAGCUGAUAGUCGAGAGGCUGCACAGAAAUUGGCUUCCACUCUUCACUCUUGGCGGGUUUCGGGAUUACUUGGAACGGUCGGAGCCAACUAAGUAUUCCCAGAUAGCUUUCCCUCAGGCUCGACUACCAGGGCCGCCGAUAACAUACGGACUGCCCAAUACGUGUAAAAGCACGGUGGUGGGCAGAAUGUACAGAGAGCAUGCGACGUUGGAGACGUCGUGUCGGCAAUUCGCUUGGGCUAACUUGCGGUUUGGCUCGUGUGGCGUAGCCUUUCCCAUCUGCGGUUUGGAUUGAGACCUUUGGAGGUCACGUCAUUCAUCCACACGCAUCCCCAUACGUACUUUGCCCGUGUUACCGGAUCUAACUGCGAUCCGGGGUGCGGGCCGAUUCCAGCCAUACGUUCGUUGCUCAGACAGGGUGUGUGGUGUUGUUGGCGAGGAUGGCGAGGAUGACGAUGGCGCUGAGGCGUGGUAGGGCUAUUCUCUGACCCAUUCGCUCUGGUAGCCGCUUGGGCCAGCUUGACGGCGCUGUUGCCCGCGCCCUGCUCAUUCGCCCUCCCCCCCUCCCUCCCCCCCCGUAUGCGCCCCCUCCCUCUCCCUUCCUUCCCUUUGUUUUGUGCGACUCCGUGGGCCCCAGGUUCGAGCUUGGAACCUCGGGCGGUGAACCAGAAUUCGGUGCAGCCUUGGGGUCAGCUUCCAAGGCGUGGUGGAUCCUCCCUCUGACAAUGAGGAUAGUCUGUGGGCCUCUACGGAGUGUUCCUUUUUUUCUUACCCCCUCCCGUCGUCCUUCACUCCAAGCACCAGCUUGAGGUCGUGCACCGGCGAUGCUCCGGACUGCCGCUAUAAGACCAUUCGAGGUUGGGAUGAUGCUCCAAUGUUUUGCCCUGCAGUCCAAUCCCAGCCUCUCUGCCUUUGGAGCAUGACUCUGCAAGACAUACCUGCGAAUCUAUAAUCGAUGUGCAUUCCCUCGGAGCUGCUGCAAUUCAGGAUGCCCCAAACAGUAUCUAAAAUAGUGUUAUAGAGGGGGGGGGAGGAGGAGGAGGCCUGAGGCUUUUUUAGGACAGCCUGUGGCUCUCCUGAGGCCGUUUUGGGCCGUCCAGGGCUCCUCCUUUUGCGCUGUGGCAGUUUGGGGGCCCCGCGCACAGACAGGAGAACCAUAUUCUAAAAUGCACGCAUCGAACAUGUUCUUCUGGCGAAAUAGAUGCGGACGGCUCCCCGCUGAGGCCGGGGCGCGAUCGCAUCUCAACGCUUCUGAAUUUUUGAAUAUAACUUGCAGGAGGCUGGAGCGGUGCAGCCUGCAAAAGGAUUGGGCACGCUCUACCGGCAUAGUCGUCCCUUGAGUGUACAGCUUUCGCAUAUUAUUUGAGACGCUGCAAGAGUACGCCUCGGCAGUAAAAACAACAGAGGGGCUGGAGCGGUGCGCGGUGCGGAAAACAAAAAAAGAAAGUUGCACAGAUCGUAAGCCCCCCAGGGGGCGGCGAGGUCCCGAGGUGAUCUGCGUGGGACGUACCUUCUCCGGGCCUCCC